Clupea harengus (Atlantic herring) is the source of this 3511-nucleotide messenger RNA. It is a transcript of the gene cmpk2, whose product is annotated as cytidine/uridine monophosphate kinase 2. Gene Ontology annotation, biological process: dTDP biosynthetic process; dUDP biosynthetic process; dTTP biosynthetic process. NCBI's taxonomy places the organism in Eukaryota, Metazoa, Chordata, Actinopteri, Clupeiformes, Clupeidae. Gene Ontology annotation, molecular function: nucleoside diphosphate kinase activity; dTMP kinase activity. Gene Ontology annotation, cellular component: mitochondrion; cytoplasm. The record is from RefSeq and is a predicted model, not a curated record.
UAUAGGCUAAUAUUAUCAGAGGUGUCUCACAUGGGUGUGCCAUGAGCUGUCUGUGCUGACACGGUCAUUUGUUUACUGAGAAAUGCUGAACAGCACACCUAGUUUCGUUUUCCCCGUCUUCAUUUACUUAAGUUUCGUUUUCGAGUCCAGUCCAAUUGUAUGGUUGCUUGCCAAUUGUUGAUGUCCAGUUUCGCUUGUAAUUCGGCCUCAUAAGACACAGUCUGCAAGAGACGAGAGAUACCAACAAAAUGGCAAGACGCAUGAUACUUAACUUAGGACAGUGGUGUUCACGCAUUUUUGGAGUCGAGUGUGACAAAAGGACGGGUCCUGUCUAUUUUGCCUUGCACAAGGAUAAACAGACAGACCAGAGAGGAAAUGAAUUAAGACAACUAUUCGGAGAUGGAAAAGUCUACUCAUUUCACGUCCGCUGCAAAGACAGAAUUCAGAGAUCGAAAUUCGACGAGCUUCUCCAAAACAAAUUAUCAUCCAUUCCCUCAGACGACUGCACUAUCAUGGAAAUGUCAUCAUUCUUGCCCAGUGUACAACAAUCGUUCAUUAAAGGAUUUCUUUUAAAACUCAAUUCUGAUAACACGAUCACAGAGAAGGUGGUUGACGAACUUCUGCGUGUGGACGCAGUGUCUGUCUGUUCCUAUGUUCAAGAUAGAGACGAAGUCUGGUGGCAGCAACACUUGUCUCCGUCUGAGGAGGGGACAGUGAUGUCUACAAGAUACUGUGUAAUUGCAACAGGAGCACCGGAACUUCACCCCUCAAUUCUAAACAUCAUUAACAACGACGUUUUCUACAGCUUCGAAGAAGCGUAUAACGUUUUGACGGAGUGCAGUGACAUCAUUCCUGAGUCAAAGGCUGUUCUGGAUCUAGCGGAUCAGCGAAUAGAUCUGAGUGAGACUGGCAAGUUCCCAGUAAUUGUCAUCGAAGGACUCGAUGCCACAGGUAAAACAACACUGACGGAGUCUUUGAAGGAGGCCAUGAAUGCUGCGCUGCUCAGGUCCCCUCCCCACUGCCUGGCUCCACUGAGACCACGCUUUGACUGUGAGCCCCCCCUCAUCCGCAGAGCCUUCUAUGCCCUGGGGAACUACAUCACCGCUGGGCAGAUAGCCAGGGAGUCAUCAAAGGCUCCUGUCAUUGUAGACAGGUACUGGCACAGCACAGCAGCAUACGCCAUCGCUACAGCUGUGAGCGGAGGCGUGGGAAACCUGCCAGCCAGCAGGUCAGAAGUGUACCGCUGGCCGAAGGACCUGCUGCCGCCCAGCCUGGUCCUGCUGCUGACCAUCGACCCCGAGGAGAGGCAGAGGAGGCUGCGGGGCCGAGGCCUGGAGCAGACCCGAGAGGAGGCCGAGCUGGAAGCCAACCACCUGUUCCGCCAGAAAGUGGAGGAAGCUUACAGAAGGAUUGAGGACCCAGCCUGCGUCACUGUGGAUGCCAGUCCUUCUCCAGACAAAGUGCUCCAACAAGUGCUGCUUUUAAUUAAGAACAAAUGCCACUUGUAAACAAGCUCGCUUGCUCUCCCCUCUCUCUCUCACACUUCCUCACCGCCUCACCAAGGGAGGAGCCAGUUCCCCCUCAGCUCCACUAGGUGGCAGUGUAGUGUUGUGGAAGAGCCUCUCAAGUCCAGCAGAAAGCUCCAGUUCUGAGAGAAGGUGCUCACAGCAGGGGUGCAGACAUGGCAGAGGGCCAGCGUCGGAGCGCGCCCAUCAGGACCCAGUAUCUGGACAUGUCACAACACGUUUGGCUCUUCCACAGCAGCCCUGGUGAGAAGGAGGAGAGGAGAGGGGGGAGGGGAGUUAUUAUGGACGCCGGUAUUUUCUGUCAGCAGCGGCCCUCUGACUGUUCACUGGGAAGCAGCGUUCGGCGGCGCCUUAUUCCUAAACCACAGGAAACUAAAGGGCUUAGUCUGCGCGUUCAUCAAUCACUUAUAUUACAUUUAAGCAGAGGAGCCCACAGAGGUUAACACUGUACUUUUUCUUCCAGGCACUGAGGACAAGAACACAGCCUAAGAGCUAUCGUAGCCAUUUGGCAAUUUCGAGCCAGGGCUGGGCAUGUAAUUAUUUAGGGCAUAGCAGUUGGUCUGCCCAGUGUUUUGAUGAUGGAUACAUUUAUAGAGUUAUGUGUGAAACACAUUACUGCUUUUCCAGAAGUUCCAACACUUGUUUAAUAAUAUAUGGUGUUGAUUUUUUAACCAUUGCUUAUAAAAAUAAACAGACCUUUUAUCAUUUCUCCACCCCCACCAUCAAUGCAUAAAGGCAUAUAACAGAGUUGUGCACUUUCAAAACUACACCCGGGCUGGAGUCCGGUUAAUUCAUAUAUUUACCCUCCUCUUUCCCAGCCCAACACACACACACACACACACACACACACACACACACACACACACACACACACACACACAGUCUCACACUCACACAGUCUCACAACAGACCUCAUAAUUGUGUAACGCAUAACUCAUUUAUAUGGCGGCUACUGUGGUAGCGCUGGUGACGGCAAGAUUAAUUAGACGUUUUACUAAUUAUGAGCUUGGCAAGGAUGUGGGCCGGAGAAGACGGAGUGACCCAUCUCCUUACACUGAUGCAUCAGCAGAGGGGAGAGCAGAGAGAGGACCUUAUUCAUAUGGCAAUUAAUGGAGAACUGUAGAUCACUGUCAACCCGCUUUCCCCAUCACUGCACUCUCAGAUGGACUCCUCAGGCAAUUAGCACAAUUCUUUUAUUUCUCAACUGGAUGCCACGGUACGUUAAAAAUGUCUUCCCCGUGUUCAUAUGCGCAGAUUAUGUAUGGAGCUGCCGUUCAGGCAAGAUUCAUUCAAGUUCAUUUCACAUACCCCACAUGUUUGUGUCUGAAACGUCGGAUUGAGUUGCACGGCGCCCAGUCCAGAUUCCAGAACGUUCUGAUGUCCUGAUCAAUAUACUGUAAAUCCUUUAAGGCCGCGCAUGCACGCAGAUCAAAUUUCAUCAGAUUACUGUAAAAAAACUUUCUUGGUUUUUAGGUCUCUGCUCACCAGUGACUGUAUUGUCUAGAUUUGUACCACUUGUUUCUCACAGACAUUCUAUAAAGUCCCACUGUGAGUCACUCAGUAGCGUAUUCAGUAGUUUAUGUGCCUGGGAAGGAAGGAAACAUGUCAGUGUGUCAGCUUUUAGACCGUUUAAGGCUCUGUAACACAAGCCCAAGGCAGGUCUCAGAGUGAGAAGAACUAUGAUGUCAAACACACAUUUAGUCCUCAGUUGUGUAGUCCUGUAUGUUUUGGCAUGAAACCACCAUGAAAAUAUAAUGUGAACUGAUGUAAUCCAGCAUGCCUGUAGGUAUCACAUGGCUUUCGUAUUAUAAAUCAAGAAUCCACUAUAGAUUGAGAAACCCUAUUUAAUGCACAGAAAGUUCACACGUAACUGCCAUAUUCCAUCCAAGCUCAUUUUGAGUUUGUGUUCCGCAACAAGCUUGUAAUUGCAUAUUAAAACAUUGUACUUACAUCAUUAAAAUGUCCUAUUACAUAUAAGCUUUGAA